GCCAAUAGGAAGCGUGUGGGCGGGGCCGCAGUGCCCGUGGGUCGGUCACUGCCAAUGGGCGCGGGCCGGCGGAGCGGGGCGGUCAUGGCGGCGCUGCCGGUGCUGGCGCUGCUGCUGCUGCUGGCGGGCUGGGGCGGGCCGGGCGCCGCGGGGCAGAAGCGCAAGGAGAUGGUGCUCUCAGAAAAAGUGAACCAGCUGAUGGAGUGGGCGAGCAAAAGAUCCGUUAUUCGGAUGAAUGGAGACAAAUUUCGACGCCUGGUGAAGGCACCACCCAGAAAUUAUUCGGUGAUUGUGAUGUUCACUGCUCUUCAGCCUCACAGACAAUGUGUUGUGUGCAAACAAGCCGAUGAGGAAUACCAGAUCCUGGCAAACUCCUGGCGAUACUCCAGCGCAUUCACCAACAAGAUUUUUUUCGCUAUGGUGGAUUUUGAUGAAGGCUCGGAUGUAUUUCAGAUGCUAAACAUGAAUUCUGCUCCGACCUUCAUUAACUUUCCUGCUAAGGGGAAGCCCAAGCGGGGCGACACGUACGAGCUCCAGGUGCGCGGCUUCGCGGCCGAGCAGCUCGCUCGUUGGGUGGCCGACAGGACCGACGUCAACAUUCGUGUGAUACGGCCACCGAACUACGCGGGGCCGUUGAUGCUGGGGCUGCUGCUGGCUGUCAUCGGAGGCCUCGUGUAUUUGCGUGGAAGCAAUCUGGAUUUUCUGUAUAACAAAACUGGCUGGGCAUUUGCUGCUUUGUGUUUUGUUUUGGCAAUGACAUCAGGCCAGAUGUGGAACCACAUCAGAGGCCCACCCUAUGCUCAUAAGAAUCCCCAUACAGGACAAGUGAACUAUAUCCAUGGAAGCAGCCAAGCGCAAUUUGUGGCAGAAACACACAUAGUUCUUCUCUUCAAUGGUGGCGUUACUUUAGGAAUGGUUCUCCUCCAUGAAGCUGCUACUUCUGACAUGGAUGUGGGCAAAAGAAAAAUCCUGUGCAUUGCUGGCAUUGGCCUGGUGGUGUUGUUCUUCAGCUGGCUGCUGUCUAUCUUCAGAUCUAAAUACCACGGCUACCCGUACAGUUUUCUGAUGAGUUAAAGGAUUCCAGAAUCUGUAUCACUGGAAAGGCGGUGACUGAAAUUGCAUGGAAUGGAAGAGCUCAAUAUGGAUGGUUCGUGCUACCUCUCUUUCCACUGAAUGAGACAGUUAAACACGGAACCAAAGAUGACACGUAGUGCCUUAAAUGUAACAAGCAAUUUGCUCUGAAAGACACAGAGUAUUAAGAUGCAAUCUCUACUUCAUAAGCUUUACAUCUUCUUAAAAAUCUCUACUUCUGGUGAAAUUCCGAAUUAAUGCUUAGAACCACAUUUCUGUAGACUAACUAGAAACAGUAUUUGAAAUUCAGCCUGAUAAUCUGUUUUCCAUACAUUUCUUUGUCCCUCCGGUAUUUAUCAGCGUAUUUGCUGUUUGUGCGCAGCAGGUGGCCAGAGCUGCUCUGUCGUGCCUUUUCACCGUUGACAAAACAUCUUCAUGCACCUGGAAAUCUUUUCCUUCAGUCUGUGUGCAGCCCUUGGAGCACACUCCGAAUUCCGGUGUGGAAUGUGCCUAUUCCGAGAGCUCUGUCUCAUUGUGGAGAAGAGUAUGCAGCUACUGUGUGAGGCAAGAGGCUGCUUCACAGAUGAAGGGUGAUUUUUCUACAGGUAGAACUGAGUUAUUAAUGCAGUUAUUCAUUAAAGCUUUCUUUGCCACCUGCUGAGACUGCAAAUUUUAAGUUACAAAUGUUGGCUCAGAGCGGAAAAGAGGGUCUUACACUGCCCAGCACUCACACUCUAAAAAUACAAACUGAAGGCACAAAGGUAACCAGCUGUUUGUAGCACGAAUUAAGGGUUGCUAAUGGGCUUUCAAGUUGCUGCUCGGAGCCCUAACAAACCAAUUGGUGUCAGAUUUGGGGUCACUGGGUUAAAUUCUUGCAUUCCUCAUUUGCUUUCUCCAAGUUUUUAUCCUUGGGGAGGACACAGAUAUCUGAUCCCAGGAUAAACAGUGCUGCCGCGGGAAGGAUUCGUCAGCCUUACAACUGAACACGCGCGCUUCUUGCUGUCCCCUGGUGUUCUCUCAUCCCACAAAGAGCCUUUGCCUCGAGGAUUCCUGAGGGAAGACGUUGUGCUCAGCGCGCUGUGUGCGGUUCAGCACCUGUACCACAGGGAGCCCCUGGGGGGCCUCGGAGGUUACUGCCCACAAGAAAACGGGAUCAGACUCUGGUCUCCUGCUUCUGCCUCUCCCCGUCUCAAGAGGUUACGGAAUUUGGAUGCUUUAGGCUCAGAAAGGACUUGAUCAUUCAAAGUAGAAGGUUAUUCUUAUGCAAUUUUGCUAAAUUAACAAAUAUCUCAAGUGCCUUAACUCCACUACUUUAGUUGUUUGAUGUUUCAGCUUGUUGAGAUGCAUUUUUUUGUAUGCCAUACACAAUGACAAGCCUUAGUGGAAUGCAUCAGUUUUGUGCCUGACUGGAUUUUGGACAAGUUUCAAUAAAAUUUCUUAGUCUAA
This is a messenger RNA of Columba livia (rock pigeon), 2517 nucleotides long. It is a transcript of the gene MAGT1, whose product is annotated as magnesium transporter 1. NCBI's taxonomy places the organism in Eukaryota, Metazoa, Chordata, Aves, Columbiformes, Columbidae. The record is from RefSeq and is a predicted model, not a curated record. The transcript is spliced from 10 exons. Gene Ontology annotation, cellular component: oligosaccharyltransferase complex. The coding region runs from base 55 to 1074 and encodes 339 amino acids.